Molecule: messenger RNA, 1708 nt
Organism: Solea senegalensis (Senegalese sole)
Lineage: Eukaryota; Metazoa; Chordata; Actinopteri; Pleuronectiformes; Soleidae
Product: SHC SH2 domain-binding protein 1 homolog B-like
Exons: 10
Coding region: 107-1708 (533 amino acids)
Biological process (GO): fibroblast growth factor receptor signaling pathway
Source: RefSeq, a predicted model, not a curated record
UGCUGCUGUUCCGGUUGUGUUUGUGUCACUUGGCUCUAAUGCUUCUGAAGAUCUAUUGUUAAUAUCUCUAAACACGCAUUUUUUUUAAAAAAAAUAAAAACUCUUCAUGGAGCAGGAAUCUCUGGAAAGCACGCCGGGGGGAAGGACAGAGUCUGUAAACUCGAUGAUAUCGGACUCGGACGCGCUGGUGGCAGAUGUGUCGUCGUUCGUUAACGUUGAGCUCGACGACGAGGAAAACAAUAAUAACGGCAUACACGCACAUGAUCGUUAUGUCCCAGCCAUAACUCAAGCUCUUUUUCAAAAUGAUGAGGAGGAUGAAGAUGGGAGUAGUGAAAGUGAUGAAGAUGACGACAGUGGCACAGACAACUUCAACAGUGACAAGUCAGGGACGAAGCUGCAGCGACGUGAGCGUCAUGCAGGAGAGACUUCAAGUCUUCCUGGUACAUUUCAGACGAGCCACCUGCUGUUCUAUGAGAGGUUCAAGGCAUAUCAGGACUACAUGCUUGGAGACUGUAAGCCUUCUGAGGUAAAGGCCUUCAUAUCAGACUACCUGGAGAAGGUGGUGGAGCCGUGUGAUUGGCUCGCUCUGUGGUCUACUGAUGUCUUUGAUGUUCUGGUGGAGGUGUGUGAUCUGGAUCUAAAGAAUCUGAAGGCAUGUGUGAAGACAGUGCUGCCACUACAGUGUGACACUAGAGGCUGUGACCUCACUGAAGAGGCCAUGAACUCUGUGCUAGAAGCCAACCAGCACAAAGUGUCACUGCAGGAGCUGCAGGUAGUCUACGACGAGUCUGGGGAAGUUGAUCAGACCGCCCUCGCUCUGGAGCACCUCAGCUUUUUCUUUAGUCACAUCUGGAGGCAGUGGGAUGAGGAAGAUGAAGACGAUGACUUUGACUACUUUGUUCGUUGUGUCGAGCCUCGCCUCAGACUCUACUACGACAUCCUAGAAGACCGAGUUCCAACAGGCCUGGUGGCAGAAUACCAAUCAUUAUUGGAGAAAUGCUCUCAGUGCUUCCAGCUGUUCUCUGCACUCCGUAGUGGCCUUAGCACUGACUCUGACUCCGAGCUGGACAACGUGUCCAUGGUGGAGGGUCUAAAGCUCUACGACCAGCUGGAGAGAUUUAAACGUAAACUGCACAUCAUUGAGAACCCCCUAUUGAGGUAUGUGCUGGGCUACAAAGGUAAUGCCAGGCAGCAGUGUGUGCAGAGUCGUGGACUCAGAACCACUGGUGUGAAGGUGGUUCAUGUCGUCACAUCUUCCUGCAGCACCAUCCAGCUUCAGUCCCUCCUCAAUACCAGACUACUGCCUCUGUGCUCCAAUGGGGAAACAGAGAUACAGUUUCACAGAGAGCCAGUAUCAGCAGUGGACUCGUGUCAUCAAGGUGACGUGGUUCUUGUUCUCCCAGGAAUCUACAGUGUCAAUAGCACCAUCUUCAUACCAGACUCCAUCACAGUAGAAGGCUUUGGUUUUCCCGAUGACGUGGUGAUUGAGAAGAAAAACAAGGGGGACUCAUUUGUCGAAUCCACGGGAGCUGAUGUCAAACUGUCCAACAUCAAGUUUAUCCAGCAUGAUGCUAUUGAAGGCAUUCUUUGUGUCCGCCAGGGAACUCUGAACAUGGAGAACUGUGUGCUGCAGUGCGAGACCACGGAUCUUUACUUUAUUAUUUAUUGGACAGAAACCUCAAAUCUGGUCUUUGUUUUAGACAUUUGA